Oreochromis niloticus (Nile tilapia) is the source of this 1262-nucleotide messenger RNA. RefSeq names its product corticotropin releasing hormone binding protein (gene crhbp). The record is from RefSeq and is a predicted model, not a curated record. Gene Ontology annotation, molecular function: corticotropin-releasing hormone binding. Lineage: Eukaryota; Metazoa; Chordata; Actinopteri; Cichliformes; Cichlidae. Gene Ontology annotation, biological process: hormone-mediated signaling pathway; negative regulation of corticotropin secretion; negative regulation of corticotropin-releasing hormone receptor activity. The coding region runs from base 72 to 1043 and encodes 323 amino acids. The transcript is spliced from 7 exons.
UCCUAUAAAAAGCAGCGCUUGUCGCGGAGGAGCUCAGACUUUCUCCGCUCAGGUGAGCCUCGCAGACAGAGAUGCGCGUUAUGGAGCGCACUUUCCGGGAGCAGCUCUUCUUUCUGGUGUUGUGCCUGUCCGUCCUCAAGGGAGACUCCAGGUAUAUUGAGAACAACGAAAUCACAAAAGAUGAAUUAUAUUCAUUUUUCAACUCGGAACUCAAGAGAGAAAUACCCGAAGAGUUGAUGUAUCGCCGACCUUUACGUUGUCUGGACAUGGUUGCAGUGGAGGGCCAGUUCACCUUCACAGCAGAGCGCCCUCAGCUCAGCUGUGCCGCUUUCUUCAUGGCAGAGCCCAAUGAAGUGAUCAGUGUGGAUUAUGACAGCGUUGACAUUGACUGCAUAGGAGGAGACUUCAUCACUGUGUUCGACGGCUGGGUGAUGAAAGGGGAAAAGUUCCCCAGCACCCACGAUCACCCACUGCCUUUGUUCGAGCGCUAUGUGGAUUACUGUGACUCUGGAUCGCUGAGGAAAAGCGUGCGCUCUUCUCAGAACGUGGCCAUGGUCUUCUUCCGCAUUCACAGUGCCGGCAGCAGCUUCACCCUGACAGUCAGGAAACACACCAACCCCUUUCCCUGCAAUGUCAUGUCACAGUCACCAGAGGGCAGUUACACAAUGGUGAUCCCACAGCAGCACAGAAACUGCAGCUUCUCCAUCAUAUAUCCAGUAGAGAUCAGCAUCUCAGAGUUCAGCCUGGGCCACUACAACCACCUCCCCAAGAGAUCCAUGCCCGGAUGUGCAGAAUCAGGGGACUUUGUACAGCUGCUGGGGGGAAAUGGCAUUGAUACAUCAAAGCUGCUUCCCAUUACUGACCUCUGCAUCGCUUUCACUGGACCAACCCACAUGAAGAUUGGCUGUGAUAACACUGUGGUGAGGAUGGUGUCCAGCGGGAAGUUUGUCAACCGAGUGUCUUUCAGCUACAGGCUAUUAGACAGCCAGGAGCUACAGACCAUCAAACUCAACAACGUGGAAGAUUUCUGUUUCAAUAACUGAUCCUAACAGGAUCUUAUGUGACAAAUGUAGCAUUUGACUGCAAAAGUUUUUAAAAUUACUUUAAGUGAAAGUAACAGUCAGUCCCUCUGGUUAGAUAAAAUGUCUGAGGACAUUGAAAUAAAAGUGUAUGAAAAAUAAAAGAUAAGUGUCAUAGGACUAUUAUGAUAUUACACACUCCACUUUACAUUUUAUUAAAUAUAUUUUUCUUUUAAAUUUCAA